Molecule: messenger RNA, 1738 nt
Organism: Hevea brasiliensis (rubber tree)
Lineage: Eukaryota; Viridiplantae; Streptophyta; Magnoliopsida; Malpighiales; Euphorbiaceae
Exons: 7
Coding region: 271-1554 (427 amino acids)
Biological process (GO): regulation of peptide transport
Cellular component (GO): membrane
Source: RefSeq, a predicted model, not a curated record
ACAAUUUUUCUCUUUGCCGAUCAUAAAUCCUUUUAUAUGCCUCAUGGCCUUGUGCUUUUUUGCUUUUUAUUUUUUUGUCUCCAUUUUAUUCUAAAGGGAGAAGAAGAAGGGACACCACUUGCUACUUGCUUUUUAAUCAUCAAUUCAUCAUUGUGAAAGGGCUUUCUGUAGAGAGAUAGAGAGAACAUUAUAAUUAAGGAAGAGAGGCAAAGAGACAGCUUAUGUAUGAGAAGAAGAGAUAUAUUCUUUAGUUCAUGACCAAUUGGAGAAAUGGGUUGGAAAUACAAAGGAGGUUUGAUACUUAUCAUCACAGUUGUGAUCGUUUGGGUCACCUCUGCAGAGGUAACACAGGGUGUUUUCACAGAAUAUAAUCACCCAUUUGCAGUUACAUAUCUGGGAACCUCUCUUUUAGUUGUUUAUCUUCCUAUUGCAUUCAUCAAGGAUUGGCUGCUAAAGUUUAUGAGACAUCAGUCAAGUAGAAGUGAUAAAAAUGAAGGAACCACUGAUAAGCCAUCUGCAGGAAUUGAUUGUUCUGUCAAACAAAAUAAGACACCAGAUAAUUUUGAAAUUGAAUUCCAUGGAACUUCUGCUAAUAAGGACUGUGCUAUAGAUCUUUUCUUAAAGGAGGAUGGAAAUUCAUUAGUCUCUCAGAGCAACAACAAUGUAGACAGCCUGAAAGCAGACAGUAAGCUUACUGCCUGGGAAACUACUAUUGUUGGCUUAUGCAUUGCUCCUCUGUGGUUUCUCACAGAGUAUCUAACAAAUGCGGCACUUGCAAGAACAAGUGUUGCCAGUACAACAUUAUUGUCUUCAACUUCAGGCCUUUUUACUCUUUUGAUUGGCGCGCUUCUGGGUGAAGAAUCCAUCACUGUAGUCAAAGCAAUUUCUGUUCUGGUGAGCAUGGCUGGUGUUGCAAUGACAAUUGUGGGCAAAACUUGGGCUGCUGGUGGAUCACCAUCAAGCACAUCUAAGUAUGUUCUUCUCCUCAUUUGGCGAAAAUGGUCAAAUUAUGUAAUUAUUAGUUUCUUUUCUUCACUUACAUGUUCUAUAAUCUUUGUGUUCAGAGAUCAUAAGCAUUCUCUUCUAGGAGAUCUUUAUGCUGCUCUAUCAGCUUUGACUUAUGGACUGUUUACAGUGCUUCUUAAAAAGUUUGCAGGAGAAGAAGGGGAAAAGGUAGAUGUGCAGAAGUUGUUUGGCUAUAUUGGAUUGUUCACACUCACUACCCUUUGGUGGAUUGUGUGGCCUCUCACUGCCAUGGGUGUAGAACCCAGUUUCAAAUUUCCACGUUCUGCUAAGAUGGAAGAGAUCAUCCUUCUCAACAGUUUUGUUGGGAGUGUCCUAUGUGAUUAUUUCUGGGCAUUGGGAGUCGUUUGGACCAGCCCUCUGGUGGCAGCACUAGGCGUUUCCCUUACCAUACCACUUGCCAUGUUGGAGGACAUGAUGAUCCAUGGUCAGCAGUAUUCAGCAAUUUACAUCAUUGGUUCAGCUCAGGUACUUCUGGGAUUUAUAAUAGCUAACCUCGCAGAUUGGAUUUCCCAAAGGCUAAAAUGGUAGUCCUUGACAUCACCAGAAUUUUUCAAGUACUGUUUUUUUUUUUUUUUUUUGAUAUUGUUUUUCCCAGUGUACUGACUUAUUGCUUGAGCCCUUACUAUGGAUGUGAUGAUGAAUAGUAAUGAUGUUCUUGGCCUUUUAAUGGCUAUAUAUUUAACAAAGAUUACAGAGCUUAUAAAUAUAGAAA